CGUUUUUUCCGGAAACCGGGCAAUGAAGAAGCGGUUUCCCAGCGUUCUUUGUGGCCGAUCCUUCCCCCGUGCUUCCAAGCCUUGGUUUUGAACGGGGACAGAAGACCGGAGCCCAAGGAAGGGAAGGCCGGGCAUGGCGGUGUUUCUGGUGUUUCCAUCCCCCCUGCCUAAGCUUCAUGAUUUUCUCCGGAGGUUCUGGGGACCACUCCGUAGCCACAGCCCUCGGUGGGGUAGCACCCGCUUUGGCUGUAGAAGCUCCAGUUUCUUUGCUUGAGCCUAUGGCAGAGAAGACUGAAAGUGAUGAAGCUCCAAGCUUUUUAGAUGGCAUAUUUUGGAUGGCUGCCCCAAAGUCAAGGCGGACCAUUGAAGUGAAUCGAUGCAGACGAAGAAAUCCUAACAAACUUGAAAAGUUAAAGGGAAACAUAGAUGUCUGUCCUCAGUGUGGCAGCUUAAAACAGAAGCAUAUUCUUUGCGGCUAUUGUUAUGAAAAAGUUAAACAGGAGACUGCUGCCAUAAGGAAGGAAAUUACGAUAAUGGAAGGAGGACCUCAUAGGAGUCCCACAGUUGAGUCUGUUGUACUGUAUGAAGGGGAGAAACCCAGACUUAAAGAUGAAGGGAAGCGGAUCAUAGAAAGAAACCGGAAACGUCCAUCUUGGUUCACAUUGGACUGAGCAAGUAGCAUGGAGGAAUUGCUUGUUACAAAAUGUUUUUGAUAAAACACAUUGCAAUAAAAGUUAGGCUUCAUUGUAUUUUUAAUAUGCAGUAUAAGAUCAUUGCUGUACUUUAGAUAGUAAAAUAAGAUGGUAAGUGAAGAGUUAAAUCUAAUCACAGUACUUUUGGAAUAUACUUGGAUGGCUUAUGCAGCUACUGUAUGUCAACUGUUAAAGCUGUCUGAGCAUGUUGGCAUACUUUAGGAGCACAUUGUUUCUAUAUGUGUUAGGGUGGUGUUAUUCUGCAGUGAGACUUCUAAGGUCCUUUUUUAUUUAAUUAAAAAUGGAUUAUACAUUUGCCAACAAUAAUAAAGCAUAUUCAUUUCUAUAA
This is a messenger RNA of Pogona vitticeps (central bearded dragon), 1041 nucleotides long. It is a transcript of the gene MRPL32, whose product is annotated as mitochondrial ribosomal protein L32. Gene Ontology annotation, molecular function: structural constituent of ribosome. Lineage: Eukaryota; Metazoa; Chordata; Lepidosauria; Squamata; Agamidae. The record is from RefSeq and is a predicted model, not a curated record. Gene Ontology annotation, biological process: translation. Gene Ontology annotation, cellular component: mitochondrial large ribosomal subunit.